This is a messenger RNA of Rotaria sp. Silwood1, 336 nucleotides long. The record is from the annotation of a GenBank genome assembly. NCBI's taxonomy places the organism in Eukaryota, Metazoa, Rotifera, Eurotatoria, Philodinida, Philodinidae.
AUGGUUAGUUUUCUGCCUGAUAACAAUUCUUCAUUUAUUGCAUCUCAAUCGGCUUCUUUACGGUGCGCUAAUGAAACACUUGAAGAACAUGCGACGCGUGUCCUCGGUCCAUCUAUCGAAAUUACUCGUGGUGUUACGCCGUCACGUUUUCUCCAACCAAUAGAUUUAAUAAGUUCUGCUCCUGGUGCAAAUUUCACUGGGAGUCAGGUGACUUCAAAUAAAAAGGAGCAACAACAACUUAUCAAUAAUGUUCAAUCGUGCUUGAGCGCUAUGAAAACAGCAAGACAAGCCGCUGAUGAUCUUUGUGAACUUUACCGUGAGGAUUCACCAUUUUAA